CCUGGACGAUACAGCGGGUGACAAUUAAAUGUCUUUUAGGUAGUCCCUCCGAGUUGAAAAGGUUGAACUUGUCGCUGUAGACUAAACUUUUAAAAGAUAGAGUGAACUGCUAGUUCUAAGAGUGGAUGGAUUUUAAAAUGCUGACUAGAGAUUUCAUACAUGGGAUUAUAUUUUUGCUAACUGCUAACAUAACAUUUUCUUUGGCUUCGGACUGCGCCGUCGGGGUGGAAGGAACCAGCAUCAGGCUCCUGUGUAAGGUCACGUCCAGCGUGCACAGGCUGAUCACGUGGCAAGUGGACCAGGGUGGCCGUUACGUGGACGUGACGACGUGUCACAUGAACGGGGUGUGUACGACCAACUCCCAGGCCUAUUACUCUUUCCUGACCGGAACCAACUGCACUGUCCACAUCAAAUCCCUCAACCGGAACUCCUCGUCCUGGAGGUGUGUUUGGGAUGAUGUGCACUAUGGGCCGCCUUGCAAUAUUACCGUUUAUGUGCCCCCAAGAAAGCCAACCUGUGACGCGCCUGUAUUUACUGACUCCAACACUGCCGUGUCAAUAACAUGUCGGACCGAGAAGACAUUCCCAGCAGCAGUGUGUCAAUUCUUUCAAUAUACGCCAUCAGGGGCGCUGAAUAACACUCGUGUGUUGCACAAACAUGGGCCCUCGCCCUCCAGCCCACAAGACUUCAGCACAGAGUGCUCGUUUGUCUCCGACCUGUUGCCCUUGGGUCAGCCAGUGACCAUGACCUUGGGGGUAGGGAUGUUCUCACAGCCAAACACGCCCAUCGUUCAAGCUCGGAAUAUAACAUUAGAUCUAUAUUUCCCGGUGCCCGAAAUGGACUCGGAUUGCCCGAGAGAUUAUGUCAUGUCAGGAUCAACAGCCACCUGCACCUGCAGACUGUCUAACCCUGGCUCCCCUCCCGGACAAGCUUAUUGGAUCUCGACCAACGACGAAAAAUUCGUGACUUUCUCUAAGAUGAACGGCUCAAGUCAGUUGGACUUCUCCUUUAACUCUUCAGUUCUGAGUCCUGUAUAUUACUGCUACGCUGUAUCAACCCUCGGACAGGCACCUCCACAGAACACCUUAAUAUAUGAGCCCAAGUUUGCUUAUGGACCAAGCACAGUAUUUCUGGAUGCAAUAACCAGCCCGGAUGUCCAGUUUACAAACACAACGUCCGUUCUGCUCAGAUGCAAUGUGUCCAGGGAUCAAGUUCUGCCAGGCGUGGUCUUCAGUUUUGACAGUGCCAACAGACAGUUUCCCAACUGGCCCUAUCACUCGGAUGGGUCUUAUUACACGUCCAGUUUAAUCUAUAGUCCAGAAACACCUGGGUCAUUCAAUGUCACAUGCACUGUCCGUAAUGUGAAGUUUCAUUCAAUGGCCACGCAGAAUUCAACCAGGAUACAAGCUUUUGGUGGAUACGCCACUGUUCAGCUAGACAUCCCAGGACGCCUGGAUGUAGAUCUAUGCACUAGGACCCUGAUGCCACUGACAUGUACAGUGUCAGUGAGUCAGGCCUAUCCCUGGACCACCAGCUUCUUGAUCAUCAACAACGAGGAACACGUGUCGAGGACGUCCCAUGAGCGAGAGUACACCCACAGCCUCAAUUACAACUUUGUGCCUUCGUCACCUGGAAGGUUUGAGUUCAGGUGUAGGGUCCAGAACAACUACACUUCUGCUUUGCUGGCAGAGGAGAUUAAAAUAGUGACUGUUGCAGAAGGAACCUGUGGUAUCAACUCUAUCGUAUUUGGUCUUGCCAUUGGUCUUGGCUGUUCCAUCUUUCUUCUCUUGCUUGUCAUUAUCAUCUUCGUCAUAUGGAGGCGGCGCUUGAAGACUUCCCAGAAACAGGAGAACCAGGCAGUGUACUUCACUGUAGGUGACAGCAAAGUCAAGUGUAUUGUCCGAACAAACAAUAAAACUGGGUCCAAAACUUUGAUCGAGGAACCCCCACCAGAUUAUAUGUCCUACGCUCAUUAUGACAAGCCUGCGACCUACAUACCCAGAGUAUCAACACAUCGUAAAUCGAGUACGCCCAUGGAAUAUGACAACCCUGGUUAUGCCCCUGGGAAAGGCUCGUCCAGUAGUCGCCGAAUCUCACUCAGUAGGACAGGUAGCAUGCAGGAGUCAGAGGCCAACAUCUACAGCACGGUUGAUGGUUAGCAGUAUUGUACGUUAACUUUGAUGGCAAGCAGUACUUUACUGGUGAACUUUGAUGGUCAGUAGUGCUUUACUGGUGAACUUUGAUGGUCAGUAGUACUUCACUGGUGAACUUUGAUGGUCAGCAAUACUUUAUAUGUGAACUUUGUUAGCCAGCAGAACUUUACUAGUGAGCUUUGAUGGUCAUUAGUACUUCUCUGGUGAAAUUCGACGGCCAGCUGUACUUCAUAGGUGAACUUUGAUGGCCAGCAGUACUUCACUGGUGAACUUUGAUGGUCAGCAGUACUUCACUGUCAGUGGUUGAUUGCUAGGUACUCUGGCACUAUUUACAGAUGACAAUAAAUAAAGACUGCCGUCUUCGUGUACUUCAGCUUUGAGUAAUCCUCUGGCUAAAUGUGCCAUAAAACACGUAAAUCUUCACAUUAACCAGAAAGAACAAUAGAGAUAAGGAGAAGAAAUAAAACCAUUACGAUAAACUACUUUUUUUUAUUAUAAAGCUUAUAUCAGCUCACUCUGUCUGUAUGUCUGUCUGUCUAGUAGAACAUUUGUGCACGUUAUUUCUUCGACAUCCUAUCUCGGAUCAAGCUGAAAUUUUGCUCAAUUAUUUCUUUUAACUGACAAUACAAGAAUCAAUUUAAUAAUAAUAAAAAAAUUAGUUAAUUAACUAUUGAUAAUCAGUAAUUUUGUCUGGUAUCUUGAAAAAGGGAAAUAAAUUGUACUUGACUGAUGUGGUGGUAUAAGCUGAAGUAGUCCCGUUUAUAGGUCGACGCUUUAAAGUUUGAAAUUAACAAUAGAUAACUAUAAAACCUUCCAGUUUCAUAAGCACUUCGCUAGCACAGUGGUAGAGUGUCAUCUUGUGGAGGCUUUUAGCACGGUGUUCGAAUUCAGGUCGUUACACGUUUAUUUUUAAACAAUUUUUUGUCAUAAUUGCAUUUAAGAAGCGAUCAUCCAGAUACUCCUUUCUUUCUCCCCCUUUCCUACUGGUCCAGACAAGAGGAUCAUAGCAUAUUGAGAAAGCUAAAAACAUGAAUAGCGCUAAACAAAAACAUUUGGUAAAAAUAUUUCUAAUCGCACAAGUUUAUUAUUAUUAGUCUAGAAUCCUAUAUCUAUUACAAAUUCAAUUACAUGACUGAUCCAAACUAAUUGAUACAACUACGCUUAGUAUAAGCUUUGCUUUUUAAAAAAAAAGGAUUUUAAACAUAUUUUUCUUGUUUUUGCUUAUUCGUUUAAAACACUUUGAGAGCGUGCACAAACACUGAUAGAAGAGUAAGCUUCUAAAAGAAUCCUUGAAAAUUUUGUAUGUAUAAAAAAUGGCGCCUGCACUUUUUCAUUAGCGUGGUGGAAGUCAGUACCUAAAUGGAUCUGUUUUAAAAGAUACAGUCCGAUACAGUCAACACUCUUGCGAGCCCUUAAUGUAAUUUUUUCAUUAAUUGCAAAGAGUUAAGGAUGAUGGAUAUGAAUUUUAUUUGUAUGUUUGUAUUUUUCUUGCUUGUUUGUAUCUUUCAUGUAUGUUUCUUGAUAUUUGGAUUUUCGCACUUGAUUUUUCGACCAUUUCUACUCAUCCAAUUGGUUGCUAUUAACUAAUUUUGUUUAUAUAGAAAAUGUACUAAUGGAGAUAAGUCGUUGUUGGUAUGUAAACAAUAACUAUAAACACCUGUGUGACUUCCCUUGGCGACUGGUCAGACCAAAGUGUAACACAUUUGUUCAAAAUUGUGUUACAAACAUUCUUGGUGCUACGUUGCUUUGGGUAGUAAUAGUUGUCGAAAAUGUUUUCUAAGCUCUGAGUGUCGCGAGUGUCGCAAAUAAAUCCUAAACCUGACACUGAGGUCUAGCAAGGUGAAUCUAAUGAACUAGUAAAUAGAAAAAUAAAAUCAGCGCUUACAUUAAAACGAAUAAAUAAGAAAUAUCAAAGCUUUUGGUGUGAACUUUAUUUGAACUAUAACACCCAACGCUUUGAUUUUUUAAUAUUUUAAAUUUUACUUUUUAGUGCGUUAUAAUAUAAUUGUUGUUUUAUUAUUAUUAUUAUUAUUUUUUGUAAUAUUUAUAUCAUCUUUCAAAACAAAUGUUUGUUCACAUUAUUUUUAGCUCUUGAAUAAACUAUAGGACACACCUAAGGAAUUAUGUUAGAAAAUGUCUCAAUAGCUCAAUAUCGUCUUUUAUUAUGAUUAAUUAUUUUAUAAUUUACUAUAUUUACACAAAGAAGUUGUAGAAAUUAAUCUUUAAUCUCUGGCGUUAUUUGAGAAGCUUUUUUUUCUUUCUCUCACUGUUUUGAGUUAAGCUGAAAAUAAACAAGAAAAAUAUU
Messenger RNA from Biomphalaria glabrata, 4458 nucleotides. RefSeq lists its product as uncharacterized. The record is from RefSeq and is a predicted model, not a curated record. The transcript is spliced from 10 exons. Lineage: Eukaryota; Metazoa; Mollusca; Gastropoda; Planorbidae. Bases 126 to 2159 code for a protein of 677 amino acids.